Xyrauchen texanus (razorback sucker) is the source of this 3536-nucleotide messenger RNA. RefSeq names its product G protein-coupled receptor 156 (gene gpr156). Gene Ontology annotation, biological process: G protein-coupled receptor signaling pathway; gamma-aminobutyric acid signaling pathway. Gene Ontology annotation, molecular function: G protein-coupled GABA receptor activity. Gene Ontology annotation, cellular component: membrane; G protein-coupled receptor heterodimeric complex. The coding region runs from base 18 to 2438 and encodes 806 amino acids. The record is from RefSeq and is a predicted model, not a curated record. NCBI's taxonomy places the organism in Eukaryota, Metazoa, Chordata, Actinopteri, Cypriniformes, Catostomidae. The transcript is spliced from 9 exons.
UAAAGCUCAGGUCAGUUAUGGAGGCAGGACUGAAUUGCAGCUCACACUGCGAGUCUGGUGUCUGCUUCAUCUAUCCAGGGAUGAACCACCAGCAGGGCUGGGAUGUACUGCAGAGACUCUGUGCUCUCUCAGUGAGGGAUGUGGAUGCACAGAGUGGAACCCUGUCUCCUGCUCUUCGCACUGUAGUCUGGACACUGCUCUCUUGUGGGAUACUUCUGGCCCUCUUCUUCCUCAUUUUCACUCUCAGAUUCAAAAACAAUAGGAUAGUGAAGAUGUCCAGUCCCAAUCUGAAUGUGCUGACUCUCUGUGGCAGUGUACUUACAUACAUCAGUGGCUUCUUAUUUGCCAUGGAGGAGAGAUCACCUCUACAAGAAGUAGGAUCAAGAGCAAUCUUACAGGCGCGGAUCUGGACACUGUGUAUCGGCAGCUCUCUGGUGUUUGGUCCCAUACUUGGGAAAACAUGGCGGCUCUACAGAGUGUUUACUCAGCGUGUGCCUGACAAGAGAGUGAUUAUUAGAGACAUUCAGUUGAUGGGUUUGGUUGCUCUGCUGGUCCUAGUGGACAUUGUUUUUCUAACAACAUGGGGUCUGAUGGAUCCAAUUAAGUGCUCUCGGUCUUUAAGUGCAAUGGUGAAGGUAAUAGAGAUGGAUGCAUCCUACUCUCUGUCCCAGCUAGAAUCCUGUUCCUCUCGCUUCUCUGACCUUUGGGUAACACUUCUCUCUGUGCUUAAGGGCAGCCUCCUCCUUUAUGGCACAUACCUUGCUGGCCUGACAAGCAACGUCAGCUUGCCCCCAGUAAACCAGUCCAUGACCAUCAUGGGUGCUGUCUGCCUGGUUACCAUGUCAACUGCUGUGGCUGUGCCCGUGUCUCUUUACAUGUAUGCCUUGCCCAAUGUGGCCUACAGUGUAGUGUCUGGAGCCAUCUUCAUCUGUACACUAGCCAUAAACUGUCUGCUGUUUGUCCCUCAAUUGACCCAGUGGAGACAGUUUAAAGAGGAGACAAACUCUCAUCCCAGUCAGAUGGCCAAAUACUUCAGUAGUCCCAGCAAGACCACAAACUCCAUGUACAGUGAGGAUGAAAUCUAUUAUCUACUUGGAGAAAAUGACUCCAUGAGAAGGCUCAUCAAUGAGAAGAAUGCCAUUAUUGACAGCCUGCAGGAACAAGUGAACAAUGCCAAGGACAAACUGCUCAAACUGAUGACCGUCAACCACCACUUGGAUGAAGGUGAAAUGGACUCCUCCAACACAAACCUCAACUCCACCUCAACCCAAACCACAGUGGUAUUUCCAGAUUCUCCUCCAACCCCACUCCUAACAAAAUACUCAGAAGUUGCUUCCAAUGUAGCUCACUACAUACCUCCUCCAACACUUCCUUCUCACAUUACCUCACAACAAACAUCCCCUGAAAGCCCAAAAGCUACAGAGGUGUCUCCAUCUACCCCACAACUAAGGCCUCCACCGCUUCCAGAUGAGGCCUCUCAGGUUAACUGUCGGAGGUCUGAUUAUGUGAGUUUGAAGUGUAGCACAGAAAAGGUACUUCCUAUCCUGAACAGCAUCAGAAACUCUACAAGUAUCUCAGACAGUCUUGAAGGAGUAACCGUGAUUUUGGAGAAACCUAUGGGUCAGUGCAAAUUUGUGCAGGGUUCCUCUCCUCUGAAUCGUUGGUCUAGUUCAGCUCAGGUUGAUACAUCGACCACAUUAGAAAAUACUGCUGUGUCAACAGCAGGACGACAGGGCUUUAUAAGGAAUGACCAACUGGUGGAGAUUCUGCAGGACCUGAGCGUGGAUGCUGUGAGCAGCUCUCUCAGAUCACCCGACCAGUUGCGGAGAACUUCUAUCAAUCCAGAUCAUGAACAUCUUAACUCUGCUCUUUCUUCGCUCUCUCCUCGAUCACCCCUACAAUUCUACUUCCCCACCAUUUCACCCUGUCUCAUGCGGAAACGCAGACCUCCGUUUUACUCCACUAGAGAGGGACCUCCUCCUUACUAUUUUCCAGGCUCCGGACCUCCAGGACAUAGAAGAGCAUCAGCUUUUCCAGAUUCUGAUCACCCCAAAAGUCCUACCAACCCUCCAAGUCAGGACUUAGGUCCAGGACUUCAACCAAGAAGAAGCCGCUCCAGACAGGACAGUUGGGAGUUGUCUUCUCGCAAAUGUUCUAUUACUCCUUUUACGGAACAGGUUCCUCAGCUUGCCUCAGCUGGGCUGAUGGAGGGGGUUAAUACAUUGAAUGAGCCAUAUGACUACUCAGACUCAGACUCCAGCAGCUCAGAGGGCUACUGUUACUACCACCGUCCUUACUGCGGGGCCUGUCGACAUCACCCAUAUGACUCCACAGACAGCCUCACAUCAGAGAGCUCUGACAGUGAGGAUGGAGGGUUCUGCCACUCAGCACAACCUGUAGUGAACUUUAAAGUGGAUCUUAAACCAACCUUUGUUUGAACAGAUGAAGUGAAUUUCUGAAUUAAAAAUCAUUUUGAUAUUAUUUGUGGUGCUUAAAGUAUAAAAUGUCUAGGAAGUAUAACUGUCCGUAGAUUGCAAUUCAUGAGUUUGCGUGUUCAUAUAAUCUUGAGGUUAAAAUGGUUAAACUGGUUUGGCUUGAUGUCCCCAAUGGAGGACCCCGAGUGAGAGACACAACUCGCACGCCAAGCUUCCCCCUGAACUAUGUGAAGAUACUACUGAAAAUAGUGCACAACAAAGACAGUGUAAAAUGAAGGUGAAGAUGGGGUGGAAGAGGGAUGCUGGAAGAAUUGAUGCUGGGGAGAGGUAUGCGAGCCUUAUGUUCUCUAGCGAUGAUUGAGAAAUUAGAUGAACCUGCUCCUCUUGAAAUUAUGUUUAGAACUCCAAUAAAGAAAAUAAUAAUAAUAAAACAAUCUAAAUGAAAAAAAAACAACAACAACAACAACAACCUUAUUAUGUAGUUUGGCAUAAUAUUUAUUGUUUUAAUUAAUAAGUGAAGCAGUUUUGUUUGAAUUAUUUAAUUGUUUUAUUGUUUACUUUUCACUGUUUUGGAUAUCCUCAUACGUCAUUGACCAUUUUCUCUAAAUAACUACAACAAUGCAAAAUGUGAUUAUGAGUGACAAACUAAUAGAAUAUUCUUGAUUAAUGUUGCCACUUUGAACAAGCUAGAACUGAGCUGCAACUACUUUUACUGUUCUAAUUCACUUUUAACCAUCAAAUUGUACAUAAGGUUUGACUAUCAUUGUGUAUGAGGUGCUUGUGGUGUUGGGUUGCAACACCUCUACAUCCGCUCUCUUAACACUGUAUAAUUGGCAGUUUGGCUGGCAAAUUUUACGAUUACCCAUAAUGUACUGGGUCAUAAAAUAAUGAUAUUGUGGUAUUGCUGACUUAUUCUCUGAUGUUCAAAGGUAAAUAAAAAUAAGCAAGAUCAUCUUUCCUUUAUGUUUUGUUUAAAAAAGAUAUAUGUUUACUCUUCAUUCUUUUUUUCAGAUUAACACUUUUUAUUGAUUCACACACUUGAAACAGAAAAGCAAGACAAAACAUAAAUUCAUAGAAUCAAAUAGAACUCCCAUUAUUCCC